Pocillopora meandrina is the source of this 23044-nucleotide messenger RNA. NCBI's taxonomy places the organism in Eukaryota, Metazoa, Cnidaria, Anthozoa, Scleractinia, Pocilloporidae. The record is from the annotation of a GenBank genome assembly.
UCAUUUCAGGUCAACACCAACGGGGUGAUUUCUUUCCUGGUCCAAGUUUCACAGUAUACCCCGGCUUCAUUUCCUCUGGGAGAUAGUCGUCGACUCGUGGCUCCAUUUUGGGCUGAUGUUGAUACAACUAAUGGCGGACAAGUGUUCUACCGAGAGACCACAGAUUCGCAACUGCUUAAACGAGCUACUAAUGAUGUUUCAGCCACCUUUGUAGAUCACAAAAAAUUCAAAGCCACUUGGCUAUUCGUGGCGACGUGGUAUGAAGUGGCCUUCUAUGGUGCUAGGAAUUUCACACACAAGGUAAGGCUUAAUUUAACAAUUAUUCACCGCAGCAAUUGCACUAAAAACCAUUGUCUUGUAAGGAAAAUGAUACCAGGAUCAAAAGAGAAAAACCGUAAUAUCCAUAGCAAUGCUAAUGUGUGCCCCAGUGCAUGGAUAUCCAAGAGAAGCACGACAACUUCCCUGUAGAUGGAAUACUGAUUUAUUGUAGGCAUCUACUCCAGACCCUCGUUAGGGUUCUCCUAAAGUUUGUUAGUACUGUCAGUAUGAAAAUAUUGUUUUAUCUACACUGUCUCAGCUAGGGCUCGACUCUAUGAUCUAUCUCGAUCUCUAGUGCUACUCCUGCACGUCAAUCAUCAGGCCACUGCGUCUCAAACAAACAAACUCCAGGAAAACCAAUGCUCCUCGAAGCAUUGUAGGAAUUUUGACUGUCGAGGGCAAACAAAAAUCUCCGUCUGCCGUAGGGCCAUUCAUUAAAGGUUGUACUCCCCCCACCCCGAGGGUUGUCCAAUACACCCAAUUAAACCGCUACGAUUCGUCUAAAGGCAGUUUUUGAAUCGUUUUACCGGAAGUCGAUACGCGGUUAAUGCGUCUCGUUAUACCGGAAAUCUCUCAUUAGAUGGAAACGCACACCGGAAGUCAAUUUGCAAGACACUUAUAAAAAUAUCUCGCAAGUAACUGUCAAAGGCUGUUGAAAAUGUUGUCGAAUCGAACGAUUCCUCUCAGUUAAGUCGACUCGUCAUACCAGAAGUCGAUUUGCAAGGCACUUAGAAAAUAUUCCGCAAGUAGCUAAUAAAUAGGGUUGAAGAUGUUGUCAAAUCGACUCGAUUCGACUCGAAUCGAACGACUCGUCACAGUUGAUGUCGACCCGUCAUGCCGGAAGUCGAUUUGCAAGACACUAAGAAAAUAUUCCGCAAAUAGCACAAACUCUCUGUUUCACGGAGAAAAGUGUCGUCGCCAUCCAGCCUAUUCCGCUUCCCACCGACAAAUUCCUCUUUAUCUCAACAGACAUACUUCUUGGCAACCGAUAUAAACCAAACAAGUUUUAAAAGUUCUUUCCCACAAAAUGAAGGACUGUGAAAGACGAAAUAAACAAACACGAUCUUCGUAGAAGCAAGCCAUGUUGCUUUCAGGUCUCCAAAGUUGUCGUUUUCAAAACAAACACACAGAAACGAGGUGAUCGCAAGACAAAUCCUUUGUGAAUCGACUUCAGGUGAAACGGAUUGACUUUGCUAAUGACGAGUCGAGUCGACCCGUACGAAUCGUGUCGACUCGUCAACAUUCAAUGCCCCUGUUUGACGCUUUAGGAAGGUCGAGGGUUCAUCGUAGCGGUUUGGGUACCCAUCCCAAACUACAAAAAUGAGCAAUGAUUGAGAAAAAAAACAUUGUAAAUAUUUAAUGCGCCAACCUACCAUUUUCAAUUUUCCUUUAGAGAAACACUUUCCAGGCGAUUUUGAUAACAAACGGACGGCACUCUUUUGUAAUUUACAAUUAUAAUAAAAUCACUUGGACUACUGGCACAGCAAGUUCAGGAGACCACAGUGGACUUGGCGGUACCCAGGCACAAGUAAGAUGGUAGUGUCUUCUGCUAACUAAAAAAGGUUACUAAGUAACGCCCGAUUUAAUCAGUUUGCCUUCAAAAUCUUGGCAACUUAACUAACCUUCAAAGCCAACCGAGACUUAGGAAUGACAAUUUUAUUCAAAAAGGAAUUAUUUAGUACCAGGAAAAUUUCAUGAUUAGGCGUCUUAAAAUCUCUGAUUUUGAGUUGGUCACUUGUUAUAAUUGGUCUUAGUUCCCCAUUCCGCUGUAUUAAUCAUGAAGAAAUGGGGCUAGAUGGGGUUAAAGCUCUCCUAAGGUAUUAAAUGAUUUGUGUCCACUUAUUCCUGAGUUGCUACACCCCUACCGUGGUGAUGAAACUCUGAGCAGCUUUAGUAGCGUGUCAUCCUUAAGACACACAUAAACAUGGCCAUUUUAUGCCGGCUUCAGGAAAAGAAGAUAAUUGGUUGCAUUUGCCGAUGUGUGCGCCAUAGGUAAUCUCUUCGCAUCAGGAGUGUAUUUCACUGGGGGUAAACAGAGGUGGCAGCACAUAAAAUAUAAUACCAUGCUGUCAUAAAGUGAAGAUCCCUCCAAUUACCACCUUCCAUUUCUACGAAUAGUGGAUUUUGAUUCUUUUCAACGGUUGCUUCAUUUUUCGCUGACAGGCAGGUUUCAAUGCUGGUGACGGCAAACGCUUUUACACUAUCCCAGGGUCUGGCACUCAUGACGUUAUCAAUCUUUUUAAAACGUCCAAUGUGGAAAGGCCCGGUCGAUGGAUAUUCCGUAUUGAUAUUGCGACGAUUAAGGAAGGUGGUUGCAACACGAAAGGUCAGAGUUGUAGGCCUUUUUUCCUGUAAGUGACAUAAGAUUCACCGAGUGAAGGGUACUAAUUUUAAAAAUGGAAUAAUAUAGUUUUAUCAACUGAAUUGUCAGAGCGAAUGACGAAGUCCUAACGCUCGAAACGCCAGCUUUGAAACUCUUUACGGUGGCCAAUUUACAUUAUCAAGUCAGUAGAUUACGCAAAUUAUUUUGGUGCACUCCCCCACCGACGCAACACACAGUUUCUUUAGAAACUUAACCACUUUAUUCAUUUAAAAAUUAGUUUGGUGUUUGUUUAUACUGCGCAACUGGUUCAUACAAACGAAGGCGUUUUACGUCAAACUUUUGUUGGCGCUAGCGUAGAACUGAACCUCACGAUUGUAUUUUUAGCGCUACAGUAUGUUCUCGACCAAAAACAGCACUUAAGAGUUGUUUUGAUGUUCCUCGAUUGUGAGUCAUGAGUAGCUGCAUUGUUUUUCUGAUAGUUUUUUUAUGGCAUGAUGAUGAGAUGACGACGACGACGAAGAUCACGAUAAUGAAGAAGACGACGAAAACGGUGACAGAGACGAUGACAAUAACUGUAAUGAUAAAGAUGCGCAAUGUAGAUUCUUGUUUUUUUAUUUAUUUUUUUAAAAUCUUUUUAAGGAUCAAUUGUUAUUUCACCGGGCUACGCAAUCAUGCUUGGAGGUGACAACCUUUUCGUGUCUGGACCUUGCUUCAAGUCAUCAGAUGACAUCAUAUGUAAAUUUUUUGGCGACAAAGCAACCAACGGAAGUUAUAUAAGUCCCAUUCAGGCAUCUUGCACUGUGCCAAUGCUUUAUUUGACUGGCAGGUUGACAAUGAAAAUGUCAAUAGAUGGAGGAAGGAGUUUCGAUUACCAAGGCAUCAUCACCAUUGGUAAGAUUAGACUUUGGAAAGUUGUGGUAAAGCCUAGUCUUUUACACUGCAUAAAAGACUAUUUUGCUAAGGCCCUCAGUCUAUUCGUUGACCCGGGUGUUGCCUGUGAGUAAGUUUUUCGAAAAACUCGAUUCAAGAGGCUAGGUUUUUAAUUGGAAUAUGCCGUACAAAAUUGUCUCAUUUGUGUAAAAAAAGGUAAGUCUUGGGAGAUUUUUGGUUAAGCUUAUGCCUAAAACUGUUUCUUUAGUAUAUCUGAAAAUGGCUACAUUUCAUAAACUUUAGAAUUACCAUAUCUCCAACUGCACCCCUUAGAGGGUCUCUAAAACCUUACGAGCGUGUCAAUCUUGGAGCAUGACAAUCCCACCUACCAUUGGUUAGGAGCUCAGGUGAUUCAGAAUUUUGAGUAUUGACGUGUCUAUAGCUAACAAUUCAUCUGAUUCAGGUAUAUGUAUAUAGUUUUUUAUUGAUGGUGCAUCAGAGUUUUUAAGUCGGGACGUAUCCUUACCUGACACUUGCUCUUAUUCAGGUAUAUGUUAAUCGGUUUUUAUUGAUUUAUGCUCCUUGCCAGUUAACAUUGUCAAAUUGAAGCCAGCUGUCGUACGGCAUAUGGCAAAGAAGUGGCCCGAACAGAGUCAAGUCCGGAUUACAUGGGAUCCAGCUUACCUCGGAGGCGAGAAUCAGAGAGUAACAGUUCAACUGGCUCGUUUUUCCAUGAAGGGCGACGGACAGGUGGUUUUUCAUAGCACAUUCAAUGUAGUGGCAGGUCAGCAAAAUGACGGAACCAGUCAGUUCGUUGUGUCAAAAGGAGUUGGGUAAGAAGCCAUCAUUGCUUUCAUUUUCAAUCAUGCCCAAAAUAAACUCAGUCUGCAGCAACUUCAAACUCAUCGAAAUGACGAUGAAUCAUAAAGAACCUCCUCAUUAAAUUCAAAGCUUACGCUAAAUCGUCAACGAUGGAAAAGCUUAAAUUUUUCCUACAAUGAGUCUCGGGAAGUAUCUAGUUGGUCGAGAAAUGAUUAUGUAAAAUUAAUUGUUUGCUGCGUUAUCGAAUAUUUUGUUAUCGAAGCUAGUGAAACUUUUCUCUUCAAAUCACAACGGCAGAAAAGUACACUGUUAGUCGAAAGUACACAAGCCUUCUCAAUGAGAACCUUUUUAAAUUUUUUUUGCGUUCACAAACCUUUAGAGCAAUAGCUGGGGAUGAUCGCUUUGUCACACUGGUUCUAGUAAAAAGGAUUGCUGGCAACUUCGGCAGUUCCCCUGCCGAGUGGAUCUGGAGCGAUCCAUUCCACUGGUUAAACUACGAGAGUGCUAAGCAGAGAUGUGUGCACUGGUAUAACAGGCAGCCUGAUCCAAAGACAUAUACAGGUGAAUCACAAAAUAGCCCAUUUUUUAUUGAAACGAGAUCCUGAGAAGCUAGGCAGAUAACAUUUAGUUGAGGGCUACUAGUAACGGCAAACACAAAUCUCAAUUAGCCGAGAUUACAACGCUACGAAAAUAUCAACAAAAACUCUAAAAUAAAUGAGACAACAGCACAACAGGAUGGUCCUAGAGGAGAGGUCUUUCAUAACAAUGUUUUUAGGCACACCUAAUUGAUGGUAUUCCUUGUUCACAGAUGACAUCUCCCUCCUUUCCUGCCCGCAAACGUUUCUUCAAGCAAUGGCGGACCGCGGUCGAUUUAUGUUAGACGAAUACUGUCAUCAAGAUGCUGAGCAACACUGCGCUUUAUACCGUAAGGAGGCUACGCAUUGCUUUAGCACAAACAAUCCAAGGUGAAUAUGUAUAUUUGAUACACAAGAACUUGAAAACAUGCUUAACUUACAGAAAUGAGUGUACGUCAGCAGACUGAGUCGCCUACUCUGUAGUAAAAAAAAAAUCGGUUUAGUCUAUUAUAAUCAAGCACGUAUGCUUAUUGCUUACUUAUUUCCCAGCUGGGAGAGUCGGACGGAAUUUAUGAAAAAGGAAAAAAGAUUUUCUCGUCCUUCCCAACCCACCUCGGUCAACAAGCAUGUUUCCAUAUGAUCGCCGUUCCUUCUCCUUCCUCCAUUCUUGUGGCAUCUCACGGGGCCGUAAAGCUUUUUCACGCCUUGUUCUCGCCGUCGCGUUCGGCUUUUUCACGAGGAUAUCCCUCAUAAUGUUUGUCAAUUUAAGCCCACUCUAGCUUCAUAUGAUCGGAACGGUGUUCUUCAGAUGAUUCCAUAAGUAAUAUUCAAAGGUUUUACUUUAAGCUAACUUAGCGAACUGGCUGAGCGUCUCCUUUAACUAAUUAGGUACCAGGGCGAAAUACGGUUUCCAUCUCCUGUUGGAAGAACUUACGUUUUUCUCUCUGGGUAUGCAUAUGCCAUUGAUUGAGACAGAACAUCCAACUUCAUUCAAUUUGCAGUGAACAAGGUGCUGGACAGCAGUGUUGCUAUAAUGAACAAGGAAACUUGAUGAUUGGUCCAAAAAAUGGGGGAUCCCUGAGUCGGGUUCAUAUUAGUGCUGGAGUGCCAUUUUUCUCUCAUUUCUUCCACGACUUGAUGCCUUAUUCAGACUGCUGUGUAUUGUCUGAAAACUGUGGAAAGUACUUUGAGAAGAGACCAUCAGAUAACGGCAUGAAUUACGAGCCUCCACGGCCAGGUUGAAUAUCAGUAACUUUAUGACUAUCCUUUGUUUCAAAUGGGUCUCCUUGUGAGCAAAACUGCUUUUUAUUUUAUCCAUGCAAAGUGAGUUAAUGGCGCGUCUUCUUGACAGAUAUAUUGAAAGGAGACUUCGAAAACUAAGAUAAAUACUAAGCCCGCUAAUCAAUUAUACUUCGAAAUGUACUGCUGCGACAGCUAUUGGGAUAAAUUUAGCUGGAAUUACUAAUGUUUGUAAUUUCUAAACUGAAAGAGCUGUGAAACUCUCUGAAGUGCUUUGUUAUGGUCAACUGUCUGUUAAAAUGGCCUGAUUGUUAGGAUUCUUGACAAGUUUCGUCUUGGAAAUUUGUCAAGAGGUCAAGGAAUUUGGAAUUGAUAAGCGGAUUUCAACUAUUUCCAUCACAUUCGAUCCCCCCGCCAUUUUUUCCUUUUACUUACAUGCAGUUUUCAAGUCUUUUUUUCGCAAAUUUUUGUUUUUGAUGUUUUGUAUAAUGUAAUGAUGAUGAUGUUGCCGAAACAUUCGCCGCAAAUUUCAUCUAGUUGUGGUUAAGUAUUAGAUUGAACCUAGAGGUAAAAUUCAAAAAAUUAUUUUUAACUGUUUUUUUCUGUAGCCACUGGAGUCGGCGAACCUCACAUGAUUACUUUGGAUGGAGUUGAAUACACCUUUAAUGGUUAUGGCGAGUAUCAAAUUCUCCAGGUAGCACCUUCUGGGUUCAAGCUACAGGGAAGAAUGCAGCCUUUGAUCAAUAGUUAUGGCAGAAAGACUCUUGGUACAGUUUAUAAGGCGUUUGCGAUGAAGGAAAAUGGCUCGGAUAUUGUUCAGGUAAACACUGACCAAACAGAAGCUAACCUUCGACUUUUCUAUAGAAAAAAAGGGGGCUGUCAAUUAUUCAGAAAACACUUGUGACCGCGGUUUAAGCUUUUGCUGUGCGCAGUUUAAAAAGAUUAAAAGAGAGAGAAGAAUGUUCAUUAACCAAUGAUUAUAAAAUGCAGCAGUUUAUUUUUCGCCUUAACAGUUUUGCUCUCAGUUUUUUUUUAACAGAGAGGAAAACGCGUGGCCGUUACUUUCUGAAGAAAAUGUUUUGCCCUUAAAGGAAAAAGAGUAGUCGAAGUGCUGUGUUGGUCCUAAAGACCCCAUCGUCUGCACUCUAGCUAAGCAGACUCUAAAUAGAAAUAUCUAUCGGCAACUUGAACUGAAUUCUCUCUGAUCAGGUUCACAUCAACGGCCGCAGUGAAGUUGACGUUCUGGUGAAUGGAGCUUUGAUGGAAUUUGAUGAGCGACUGCUAAUGGAUUUUAAUGGCGUCACAGUUUUAAAAUACAACAACUCUUAUAAAUAUUCCACCAUAUUCAAUUCUGGGAUAUCAGUUACAAUCGAGAAGGCCGAUGAACUUUUACAAAUGAUGCUGCUGGUGCCACAGAUGUAUAAAGGUAUGCCCCAUCCUAAACAUUCGUCUAAAGUGACAUCCUGGAAUUUAUGAUCACAAAAGGUCGAGGCUGUUUCUCUUUGUUAUAACAAAUAAUGAUGAAAUUAAAUUCAGCGCUAUCGAAUGAUGCUGGCUUUUCUUGAUAAGCUGGAUAGUCUUCUUUAUGAGAAGUAUCUUUAGUAAAGCAAUCAAGCGGCAACUGAAAGGUAACGCCGGCAAACUGCAGCAAAUUGGAAGGAAGAAUUACUGUUUGAUUAUUCAACGCCAAUUAAAAGGCAAUCCUCAGUUUUAAAUAACAAGUACGAUGCGACAGUUUUUUUAGUUCUUUGAAAUUAACUCAUGUGUUAAUAUGUCUAUUUAUUUCGCUUUUCUCUCCUUACUAUGUCUGUUAAGGAAACACAAGUGGCCUUCUGGGAUUCUGGGACGGGGACCAAGUAAAAGAAUACCUGCUUCCUAACGGAACCUUCCUUGACACUAAUUCAAACCAAUCACGAAUUCAUUACGAAUUUGGACAAAAAUGUAAGCUACUACACUUGAGACUAUGCACUCAAUGUUUAUAGUAACCCUUGGUCACUUAGAUAUACAACCAGAAAGUUAAUUAAGUACCUCCUGUAGAACUCAGGGUGACAUGACGUCACUCUUUAGGAGGAAGUAUUCAUCUAACACUGUUUGACAUGCUUUUGGCAGCUCUGAUGGUUGCUUUCUAUCCUGUAAAAAUCCAAGAUUUCUUGAAGGAAAAGUCAUGCCUUCAGUUUGAUGAUAAGUUGCAUUUCCCUGGCCUCAAAUGGUUUUUAAGCACAGGAUUGAGGUUAAAACACUUUAAACUACUCUUGAGAUAUUUGUUAACCUUUUCAACCCUUUGGUGUUUCAAAUAUACUUCUUACGAACGUGACUAAGGUACAUAAAUGUACUUAGCUUAGCCGUCAGUUAGGACUUGACCCUAGAAAAUUGUUACCUUACCGUAAUGUCAUCCUCACAGGGGCUGUAACUGAAGAGGACUCAUUAUUCACAUACGAUUAUGGCGAAAAUCAUACCUCUUAUGUCGAUGUAGAGUACAUACCGGUAUUUUUCGAUCAGGAAUUGAUUUUUGAUGACGUAAUCUUCGGUCAGAAGGCUCGAAAUGUGUGUGGUAAUAACAAGCAAUGCCUGUUUGAUAUUUACACCACCGGAAAGAUCAGCAUUGGGAUGAAUUCUAAGAAGGCCUUGGAGUCGUUUGUUGCUGUCGUAAAUGAAAUAGAGACCCCAGGUUAGUGGCUCUUUUGUCAAGUGUGCAUAUUAUGAGACAUGAUCGAUGAAAAGUAUUGCUGAAAAAAAAGGAGAUGCAUAAUCCCUUGCCGAAGAUUUUAAAACGCUGCGUUUUGCAACACAGUAUUGCCAAAUCGCUUAUGAUACUGUUACAUGUUUUAAAAUAUCAACUUCAGAAUUGGUAACUUUGUUGACCUUUACAUUCAAUUUUCAAACCAGUAUAUUACCGAAUGAUUGAGUUUCAGUGAUGAUCUACAAAAUACUGGAACUGUUCUGGUAGUAAUAUUGUUAGGGACUUCUUGUGAACCGGCUCUUUGUCGUGCAGAAAUAACCUUGGGCUGGUUAUAUUGGUGACCUGUGAUCAGUGACCAGGGAAAACUUGAGAUCCAAACGUUAGCAGCGAGAGAUGUGAAUACUGAGAAAACUAACUAAUUCUUCUCCGCGUGAGGUUUUAUGCAUGAAGGAUAAUUGUGCACCAGAUAAUUAUUGCCGCAGUUCAAAAGUGCGUGAAAAAAAACAUGAUCGGCCAGAAGUUCGUGGCUGCGGAUUUUUCCUGAAGUUUGUCUUGAUACUGAAUAAGUAGCUAACAGAUAUUAAAUUCAUGCAGGCUGUAUACCAAUGGAGAACGUACUUCGAAAUGGUUUAAUGCAAAGAAAGGAUUCUAAAGAUGGAGCCAUGCUAUUCAAGUUCCAUUGUGACACAGGUUUCAGUCUCACAGGCCCUUCAGUUAUUCGUUGUUAUCAAGGACAGUGGAAUGGCUCUAAACCAAGUUGUGAACCAUCAGGUGAGCUCUAACUGGUGUAAAUCAGUCGGGAGAACAGAACGCUAUGAAUACUGCAAAUGCCGAAAGGCUCAGAAAGAAAGCAUGAAAGCAUGAGUUUUAAUUUUAUUUAAAAAAUCAAAGAAUUUUUUUACCAGUAUUAUCUUUGAAUUUAGUUGUUCUGCUCUUCAGAUACGAAGAGGAGCUGGAAACUGUGGUAUGUCCUCGCUUCUGCCAUAGCAGGGAUCGUACUCAUUGCAGUGGUUAUUGUGGUCUUCUGUUGUAUUAGACGGAGAUGUAACAAUUCUGACGCCAAUGAAGGACGAGAAGCUUCACAAAUUGGACAAAAGAUCAACGCGGACUUAACUUUCAACAACCCGGCUUAUGUAUCAUGCAACGAUCUGAAAUCAGCUUGACAAUAUACUCUGCCUCGUAUAUCAUCAUAUAAUCAAAGGAGAGAGGCUUGGAAAGCCAGAACAAUCAUCAAAGAAAUGGAAACAAGGAAUAACGAUGCUGAAGUUUAGGUUGGGAGCUCCCUAAUCGAGAUUAGUCUUUCGUCUUUUCACCAUGACAGAAUAAACUAUUGCACAUUUUGCACGGUCAGGUCAAGAACACCUUAUAACAACCUUUAAGAAAGAAAUAUGCUGGCUCUUCCCACCCUUUUUCCAGUCACGUCUACGUACUUAGAUUGUAAUUUAACAUCAGCCCCUAACAAAAGUAAUAUAGUGUGAGUUGGCCAACUGACUGGAAAUAGCACAUUUAUCACCUUAAGUUAGGAAGGAACUAAACUUCUGUAGGCCACCAUCACCUUUAUUUGAAUUUAACUUCAUUUUUGGAUUAUUGUGUCGUCUCUAUUUCUUCUCUGGGUCUUCCAUGUAGGAGGCACAUAUUUCCGUUUAUUUUUCAUUAUAGAUAAUGGAAAAGAAAUAAGAAACACCUCUUCCUUAAAAUAACUAAGCAGAUGAUAUAAAAUUUUAGAUACCUCAAAUUAUCGAAACGUUAGUCACUACUACCGAGAACAGUUCUUCUCAGAACUACACUCACCCGGACGAUCAGACUACACUAUGACAUGUUACCCCCCGGGUUCAAACCAUUUACUGUGAUUCAAGUUGCAUAGCAUUAUUCCAUCCUGUCGAUGGAAGAAUCAUUUGUUUUCAGACAAGUGGUAGAUAUAAAUAUACCAGCAGUUUUGGGGAUAAGGGGAGGGUGGGGGUGUUCUAAACCCCUUGCACCCCCUCCCUGGAUCAGCCACCGAAGUACAUUUCAUAAUCUGACCAAUCACCAAAUACUUCCUACAUGAAAUAACUCGCACUUACAAAGUAGUUUGAACAUGCAAAUAAAAGGAGAAGAGCUGUAAACGUCAUUUCUAUGCCUUAGUGUAGUGGUUUAUCUUGCUAUAUUCGCAGUAAUUUAAUAUGUUGCAAUUAUAAGAUUUCCAAGCAGACAUUUUUGCCAACGAUAUCAAACGUUUCGUAGAAUGUGCGCUUCAGAACUUUGAUUAUAACUCAAUCGCAAGUUAGAUUUCAUUCCUCACAAUCACAACUGCAUGAAAUGUUUCGUUCAACUGUUUUCCGCUUGUUUGCGUCAUCAGAUUUAGCAUAUCAGGAAAAUACACUUGACACCAAAAGCCAUUAAGCUCCUGUUGACAUAUAUUAUCGACAUGAGAAAGGAACCCCACCCUACCUCAAAUAAGAAAUUUUUAAUCCCAUGAUAGCUUCAUUUUCAUAAAUUGACCGUGGCUAAAAAAACUGUUUUUCUAUCUUUUCAUAUCUUAAAAUAAAAUAUACAGAUCGCUCCCGAGACAAGCGUCAACACUCCAGAAAAAAAGAAAACGAAUAAUCGGCCGGAUACAACUAAAGUGCCAGCAUCGAGUAUUGCAUAUCUCAGGAAACGGUUUACAUUCACCCGGAAAUCAGUUACACAAUGAUCAGGUAGAAAAUAUAUGACCGUGACAAUUUCCGCUUUUUAUGAGUCUGUUCUAAUCAAUAAAACGGAUGUUACAAGAAACGCCUUGUUAUGAGCGUUCAAGCGUUGUUUCUCAUUUGCGACCGGAAACAUGAUGAAAUCAGUAAAAAAAGAGUUGAUAAAGGUCAUGGGACUACGGCGGUACUCAGGAGUUACCUUAUGGGUGAUCUUCAACUUUAGAGAAUACUUAUUGAGUGCAGCAUAUGCAUUUCCAUUAUCGGAAGUUUAAGAUAACCUUUGACUUGAGUGUAUUAAGCAUGUGACGGGCCUAACCGCGAGCAAUUCAGAUAACACAUCCCUUCAUUAGCACAGAGAAUGAAGACUAUGGAAGUUGAGAAAAUUAUCGUGCUGUUAUGUAACCAUUUCAUUUUUUUAUCGAAUGCUAUUGUGCUUCCCAAUUUCUAUCCUUUUGGAGUGAGCGAUGGAGACCAGCUUGUUCCGACAAAUGACGACGGGAGCUCUGGGACGAUACCGAUAUCAAUUCAGUUUCCUUUCUACGAUAGGAAUCACAAUUCGCUGUUUGUAAGUAUGCUCAUUGUUUUUUUUUUCGCAAAAAUCUGAAUAUAAUCCUGCACAUACAGGCACAUUGAAAACGGGGCAUCUCUCAAUGCAAACAUUACUAUAAGUGGCGUCCAGACUAAUUGUCUUGAAGCCUUACAGUUAGUCUUACUAUGAAAUGGUUCAGGUAUGUGAUGAAAUGCUUGAUGUAAGUAGUCGCAGAAAUGUCGAAGUAGGUUCAGUUAACCAACUCGGUAGGAUACUGUAUUUCUGAACAGGGUUUUUCAGCUUGAACGGUCCUUGCGGUUAGUUCAUUAAAAAAGGAGGUAGACUUCAUUCACAAUGGCGUGUUUUGUUUCUGCCGCGUUGUUAGGUGGUGACGUUUAAUCCAUCCUGUGUUCAAAGAAUCGUAAUUCACAAUUUAACAUUGUUAACAACAAUAAAACCAUAACAACGUUGAAUAAAGGGGUAAGUUUCGAAAGAAACUGUGAUGCUGCGUCGAUGGGAGAGUAUAACAGGGUAAAUCAGCACUGUCAACGGAGUUUAUAACGUAAAUUGGCCACCGUAAAGAGUUUAAAAGCUGACGUUUCGAGCGUUAGCCCUUUGUCAGAGCGAUUGGAGGAAUUGUGGGUUGUGCGUGUGUUAAUAGGAAGAAAACAGAGCUACGUUAUCGGUGGGAAUAUAUUAACAACGCUGGUCUAGUUCGUAAAAAAUUCAAGUGCGGAAAUACUGAGAAUAGAAAAAUGAUUAAACAGAAAUCAGCAGACCGGAAAUUCUAUGAAUAACUUAUGAAACAGAAAUAACACGAUUACGCUGCAUAGCCUCUUUUCCAAAUCAACCGUUACCUUUAUUUUUAAGGCAUGAACCUUCAAAGCGAUGAUAUGUGCGAAAAAAAGAAGUUUUUAUUUCACAUGUUCAUGUAAACUUCAAGAGACAUAUAUUUGCUCCAGAAACCAAAUGACUUGUGUUUGUUCCGUGACCCACUGCAGGGAGUAUCAAUUAAGACAUAUAACUGACAGCGUCUUGACAUUUCAAAGAGUAAUUCAACCCUUCUAAGAUUGUCUAAAAAUACGCCAACUGAGUUAAUUUGAACUUUUUGAGCAGGAAGACUGGAAGAUUACUUCUUGUCCCGCCUUUCAUUAAAAACCUUUCACCGAGGACGUCAAAAGCAACAAUAGCGUCUAAUUUUUUCGUUUAUUUCAUUUAAUCAAUUGAUCUUUCAAGCUUCCUCCUGUCCAAGGCAUCAUUAGGGAACCCUAAGUUUAAGACUUCACUUGAUAAGUUAAAUAAAUAAUUAUCCAAAAAUUGAUACCAUUGAAGGACAGAGAGGUGAAUGAGUUAGAGAUUGACACGCAUCAUGGAGCUCCGCGCCCUUUUGGCUUUUUCUCUCCUAUUACAAGGCUUGAAUAUCGGAUUUGUUGGAAUACGAGAAAGGCUAAUCGCAGGGAAUCGCACCGGGAAGGCAGUUGCUAGCUUUCCUUCCCUAGUAAGCCUUUGACAGGAAGAAAAUUUCACCCUCGGUACUCAUACCGUAAUUUUAACUUCGAGCUGGAUUUGCAUUAAUGACAAAAGCACAAGACAAUGGUCCUUUUGUCAUUUGACAACAUAUAACAAAAGACAGGCUAUUGGAGUCAAAGAAGCGAGUUAUUCAACUUCACAGAUAUCAGGACGAACAAAAAGAAGACUUCUGGAUUGCCGGAGUGAGAAAAGAGGAACAAAGAGUAGAAGAACACGAGAAAGGCUAAUCAAUAGGGUUCGCACUGGGAAAGCACUCACUAGCUUUCCUUCCCUAGUAAGCCUUUGCCAGAAGAAAACUUCACUCUCGGCACUCAUUCUGUAAUUUUAACUUCGAGCUGGAUUUGCACUAAUUACAUAAGCACAGGACAAAGGUCCUCUUGUUAUUAGCAUUAAAUAAGAGAGAUCUCGUUAGCAACAACAUGGGAGCGGAAAUUUUUAGUUUUUACGCCGUUUUUCAGUAGGUCGUGUUUCCACCACAUGAAGGUGUCUGUACUACUCGAACUCCUGUGCGGCACGCCAAGUGGUUUCUGUGGUUUCUGAGCUACUUAACUAACCGUCGACAGUUUGUACAAGUCAAUGAAAAAUGAUCUCUAGUUAAGAGUACUUUUCGGAACUCACUAGCGACUUUACUCAAUGCUCCACCCCUAAGUGUGAGGCUGUGUCCAGACUUCAAUACUUUCAAAAAUAAUUCUUGUACAAUUCUUGCAAGAGCAAACAUGCGUUUAACCUUAUAAGCUGUCUCGAUCAGGUUUCUUAUGGUAUCUAUAAUAUUUUAGAUUAUGUAGUUUUUAGCAGUUUUUAAGUGCUUUAUGUAAAUGGUGAAUGUUUCUUGAAUAACACUGUGUACAUUAUGCAUUAUGUAAGUCGUUAGUUUUUAGUAUGACGGAUGUAGAGCUACCACGUAGAAAUACUGUCGAUAAAUCGUUAUUAUUAUUAUUAUUAUUAUUAUUACAAUUAUAAUUAUUAUUACAGGUUUCAGAAUUAUACAAAUCUCUAACGCAGUUUCUUAACAUCCCGAGUUUUUUACUUUUGUAAACGGGUGUUAUCCAUCACCAGACGAACCGCAGUUGGACUCGCUGUUAUCCUUUAUCUCUUGGCCACCAAAGCGGUAUCACAGAAAAGUUGAAGAUUCCACUAGUUUAGCCGUAGAUUACGGGUUUAAUUGAUUAUUUCAGGUCAACACCAACGGGGUGAUUUCUUUCCUGGUCCAAGUUUCACAGUAUACCCCGGAUCCAUUUCCUCUGGGAGAUGAUCGUCGACUCGUGGCGCCAUUUUGGGCUGACGUUGAUACAACUAAUGGCGGACAAGUGUUCUACCGAGAGACCACAGAUUCGCAACUGCUUAAACGAGCUACUAAUGAUAUUACAGCCACCUUUGUAGAUCACAGAAAAUUCAAAGCCACAUGGCUAUUCGUGGCGACGUGGUAUGAAGUCGCCUUCUAUGGUGCUAGGAAUUUCACACACAAGGUAAAGUCUACUACUAGGAUCAAGAGAGACAAACUGUAAUAUCUAUAGCGAUGCUAAUGUAUGCCCUAACGUGUGUCCUGGAUAUCCAUAGAAUGGAUAGUGGAUAUCCAGAAGGAGCAUUACAACUUCCUCUAUCGAUGGAAUGCUGAUCCAUGUUAGGCAUCUACUAAACAAACUUGUUAGCUUUCUUCUAAAGUUUGUUAGCACUGUCAGUAUGAUUGUAUUGUCUUAUUCUAUGGUGCUGGGAAUUACACAAAUAAGGCAUGGUCUUAUUUGGCCCAAACCCUAAGGAAAAUGAUAUUAGUAUCAAGUGAGACAACCCAUGAUAUUUUCAGCAAUGCUAAAGAUAUCUACAGGAGGAGAUUCGAUCCAGGGGGCAGUAUUGCAACUUGUCUUAGAUGGAAUGCUGAUCCAUCGCAGUCAAUCACUCCAAACGUUCAUCAGUACAGUUUGUUAGUAAUUUUGGUAAGAGCAAAUUGUCUCUUAUAAACCACAACAAUGACCUAGCUAACGCCCGACUCGAAGGUCUAUCUCGAUCUUUAGUGCUAUACGUGCGCGCCAAUUGUUAGGAUACUGCCUCUCAUACAACAGAGGCCGAGAGACUUUGGUUAAUAAAAGUAAAUAAAAUCGGGAAAUUGAAAAUUAAAUUGUGAUCAUGAUAGUUUGGCCGAGAUCCCAAAACAAAAAUGCCGUCCCCCUACGGGCCCAAUGAUUCAGUUUAAGUUAUCCUUCCCAAAUCGAAUAGAGCAAUGACUGGGGUUUCGAGGUGUGCGACCUUUUUAAGAAUGAAACGAAAGUUCAACUUGACAUUACCACAUGGAAUAGGUGAGUUUUCACACGUGAUACGCUCUCCUACAAUCGGAAAACGCAUUUAAGUUGGGAGGAUUGUUCUUUAAUGUGCCAAUUAACCUGCUAUUUUCAAUUUUCCUCCAGAGAAACACUUUCCAGGCGGUUAUGAUAACAAAUGGACGGCACUCUUUUGUAAUUUACAAUUAUAACAACAUCACUUGGACUACUGGCACAGCAAGCUCAGGAGACAAGACCGGGCUUGGAGGUACCCAGGCACAAGUACGAAGUAGCCUCUUAUAAUACAUUGUUUGAAUGAUUAUUUCUAAAAGGCAUCUUUUUCUAAAUAACUUUUUAACCGUCGCUUCAUUUUUUAUUGACAGGCAGGCUUUAAUGCUGGUGAUGGCAAACGCUUUUACACUAUCCCAGGGUCUCGCACUCAUGGCGUUAUCAAUCUUCCUAACAAAACCAAUGUGGCGAACCCCGGUCGAUGGAUAUUCCGUAUUGAUAGUGCGGAGAUCGAGGAAGGUGGUUGCAACACGAAAGGUUAGAGGUGUAGGCCUUUUAUUCCUGCAAGUGACAUAAUAGUCACCAAGUGAAGGGUAAUAAUUUUAAAAAUUAGACAAUUUGGUUUUAUCAACUGAGUUGUUUGUGUAAAUUGGCCACCUUCUAAGGCUUUCAAAGCUUAUGUUUCGAGCGUUAGCCCUUCGUCAGAGCGAAUGACGAAGGGCCAACGCUCACAACGUCAGCUUUAAAACCCUUUACGGUGGCCAAUUUACAUCAUUACCUCAGUUGAUAGAACCAAAUUAUCUUUUUAUACUCCCCCACCGACGCAGCACACAGUUUCUUUAGAAACUUACCACCUUUGCUUAUUUAAAAAUGAGUUUGGUAUUUGUUUAUGCUGCACACCUGGUUUACACAAACGAAGGCGUUUUAGGUCAAAUUUUUGCUGGUGCUAGCGUACAAGUGAACCAAACGAUUGUAUUUUUAGCGCUACAGUAUGUUCUCGAGUGAAACGCACUUAAGGGUUGUUUUUCCUCGAUUUUGAGUCACGAGUAGCUGUAUUCUUUUACUGAUUGCUUUUUAAGGCAUCAGAGAUGACAUUGACGACGAAGAUCAUGGUGAUGGUGAAGACGACGAAAACGGUGACAAAGACGAUGACAAUAACUGUAAUGAGAAGGAUGCGUACUAAGGUUUUUCUUUUAUUUCAAUCUUUUUAAAGGAUCAAUUGUCAUUUCACCGGGCUACGCAAUCAUGCUUGGAGGUGACAACAUUUUCGUGUCUGGACCCUGCUUCAAACCAUCAGAUGACAUCAUAUGUGAAUUUUCUGGAGGCAAAGCAACCAACGGAAGUUACAUUAGUCCCAUUCAGGCAUCUUGCACUGUGCCAAUGCUUUAUUUGACUGGCAGGUUAGCAAUGAAAAUGUCAGUAAAUGGAGGAAGGAGUUUCGAUUAUCAAGGCAUCAUCACCAUUGGUAAGAUUAGACUUUGGAAGCCUAGCCUUUCACACAGCAUAAAAGACUACUUUGCUAAGGCUCUCAGUGUAUUUUUUUUCGAAAAACUCGAAUCGACAGGCUAGGUUUUAAGUGGAGUAUGCCGUAUAAAACUAUCUCUUUUUUGGAAAAAAAGCAAGUUUUGGGAGAGUUUAUGCCUCAAACUGUUUCAAUAGUAUAUCUGACGAUGAAUACAUUUGAUAAACUUUAGAAGUAUCAUAUCGCCAAUUUUAUCCCUUAGAGGAUCUAUAAAACCUUAAGGGCGUGUCAGUCUCGGAGCAUGACAAUCCCACCUCCAUUGGUUAGGAUUUCAGGUGAUUCAGAAUUUUGAGUAGCGUGUGUAUAUCGGUUUUUAUUGAUUCUUGCCUUGCUAGUUAACAUUGUCAAAUUCAAGCCGGCUGUCGUACGGCAUAUGGCGAAGACGUGGUCUGAACAAGCUGAAGCUCAGAUUUCAUGGGAUCCAGCUUACCUCGGGGGCGAGAAUCAGAGAGUAACUGUUCAGUUGGCUCGUUUUUCUAUGAAAGACGACGGACAGGUGGUUUUUCAUAGCACAUUCAAUCUAGUGGCAGGUCAGGAAAAUGACGGAACCAGUCUGUUCCUUGUACCAAAAGGGGCAGGUCAAGGGUGAGAAGUUAUCAUUGCUUUUCAUUCUCAAUAAACUGAAACUAACAGUCUGCAGAAACUUCAAAAUCAUCGAAAUGACGAUGAAUCAUAGAGGACCUCCUCCUUAAAUUAGAAGCUUAUAGUAGAUCGCCAACGAUGAAAAAGCUAGCACUUUUUCUUUAAUGCAUUUCGGGAAGUAUCCAAUUGAUCGAGAAAGGAUUACGUAAAAUAAAUUGUUUGUUGCGUUAUCAGAUACUUUGUUAUCGAAGCUAAAGAAACUUUUCUCUUCAAAUCACAACGGCAGAAAAGUACACUGUUUAGUCGAAAGUACACGAACCUUCUCAAUGAGAAGAUUUUUAAAACUCUUUUUCCUACAAACUUUUAGAACAAUAGCUGAGGGUGACCGCUUUGUCACACUGGUUCUGGUAAAAAGGAUUUCUGGCAAUUUCAACAAUUCCCCGGCCGAGUGGAUCUGGAGCGAUCCAUUCCACUGGUUGAGCUAUGAGAUGGCUGAACAGAGAUGUGUGCACUGGUAUGACAAGCAGCCUGAUCCUGAGAUAUACACAGGUAAAUCACAAAAUAGCCCAUUUUUAAUUUCAACGGGAUCCCAAGAAGCUAGGCAGAAAACAUUUAGUUGAGGGCUACCAGUAACUACAAACACAAAUCUCAAGAAGCCGAGAUUACAACACUACGAAGAUUUCAACAAAAACUUUAAAAUUAAUGAAACAACAGUACACAUCUUAGAGGAGAGGUCUUACAUAACAAUGUUUUUCGACAGACCUAAUUGCGGCCACUUCUUUGCAUAUUCACAGAUGACACCUCCCUCCUAUCCUGCCCGCAAACGUUCCUUCAAGCGAUGGCGGACCGCGGUAGAUUUAUGUUAGACGAAUACUGUAAUCCAGAUGUUGAGCAACGCUGUGCUGUAUACCGCAAGGAGGCAACGCAUUGCUUUAGCACUAACAAUCCAAGGUGAAUAUGCAUAUCUGAUUCACAAGAAAACAUGCUCAACGUACAGAAAUGAGUGUACGUCUACAGACUGAGUCGCUUACUCUGCAGUAAAAAAAAAAAAAAAAUUAAGUUUAGUCUAUCAUCAUCAAGCCCAUAUGCUUAUUGCUUACUUAUUGCCCGGGUGGAAGGGUCGGAAGGAAUAUAUGAUAAAGAGACAAAGAUAUUCUCGUCUUUCCCAACCCACUUCGGUCAACAAGCAUGUUUUCAUAUGAUCGCCGUUCCUUCUCCAUUUCCCUUUCUUAAUUGUUGCAUUUUGCAUCUCACGAGGCCGUAAAGCUUUUUUGCGCCUUUUUCUCGUCGUCGCGUUCGGCUCUUUCUCGCAGAUAUCUCUUAUAAUGUUUUUCAAUAAAAGCUCGCGCUAGUUCAUAUGAUCCGAACGGCGUUCUUAAAAUAGUCCCCUAGAUGUAUGUUCAGAGGUUGUAGACUAACCUAGCUUAGCGAACUGGCUAAGCGUCUCCUAUAAUUAGUUAAGAACCAGGGCGAAAAACGGUUUCCAUCUCCUGUUGGAAGAACUUACAUUUUUCUCUUUGGGUAUGCAAAUGCCAUGGAUUGAGACUGAACAUCCAACUUCAUUCAAUUUGCAGUGAACAAGGUGCUGGACAGCAGUGUUGCUAUAAUGAACAAGGAAACUUGAUGAUUGGUUCAAAAAAUGGGGGGUCCCUGAAUCGGGUUCAUAUUAGUGCUGGAGUGCCGUUUCUCUCUCAUUUCUUCCACGACCUGAUGCCUUAUUCAGACUGUUGUGUAUUGUCUGAAAACUGUGGAAAGUACUUUGAGAAGAGACCAUCAGAUAACGGCAUGAACUACGAGCCUCCACGGCCAGGUUGGAUAUCAGUAACUUUAUGACUAUCCUUUGUUUCAAAUGGGUCUCCUGUUUCAUUUUAUCCAUGCGAAGUGAGUUAAUGGCACGUAUCCUUGACAGAUAUUCUGAAAAGAGACUUCGAAAACUAGGAUAAAUACUAAGUCCGCUAGUCAAUUAUACUUCGAGAUGUAGUGCUACGAAAACUAUUAGGAUAAAUUUAGCUGGAAAAUUACUAAUGUUUGUAAUUCCUCAACCAAAGGAGCUGUACUGAAAACUGCAAACCUCUGUGAAGUGCUUUAUUGUGGCUAACUGUCCAUUGAAAUGGCCUGAUUGUUAGGAUUCUUGACAAGUUUCGUCUUGGCUACUUGUUAAGAGGUCAAGGAAUAUAGAAUUGAUAAGCGAAUUUAAACUAUUUCCAUCACAUUCGAUCCUCCCGCCAUUUUUCCUUUUACUUACUUGCAGUUUUCAAGUCUUUUUUUUGUACAUUUCUGUUUUUAAUGUUUUGUAUAAUGUUAUGAUGAUAAUGUUGCCAAAAAUUUCGGCGCAAAUUUUAUCUAGUUGUGGUUAAGUAUUAGAUUAAAAUUCAAUGAUUAUACUCACUUUUAUUUUUAACUGUUUUUUCCUGUAGCCACUGGAGUCGGCGAUCCUCACAUGAUUACUUUGGAUGGAGUUGAAUACACCUUUAAUGGUUAUGGCGAGUAUCACAUUCUCCAGGUACCACCUUCUGGGUUCAAGCUACAGGGAAGAAUGCAGCCUUUGAUCAAUAGUUACGGCGGAAAGACUCUUGGUACAGUUUAUAAGGCGUUUGCGAUGAAGGAAAAUGGCUCGGAUAUUGUACAGGUAAACACUGGCCAAACAGAAACUAACCUUCGCUUUUUCUUAAGAAAAAAAGGGGGCUGUUCCUUAUUCAGAAAACACUUAUGAGCGAGGUUAACCUUUCGCCGGGUGCAGUUUGAAAAGAAUGAAAGAGAGGGACGAAUGUUCAUUAACUAAUGAUUAUGAAACGCAGCUGGUUUUUUCCCCUAACAUUUUUGUUCUCAGUUGUUUUAUAACAGAGGGAAACGCAUGGCCGUUACUUUCUGAAGAAAAUGUUUUGCCCUUAGGGGAAAAAGAGUAGUGGAAAGGCUAGUGCUGUGUUUGUCCUAAAGACUUCAUUGUCUGCACUUUAACUAAACAGACUCUAAAUAGAAAUAUCUAUUGGCAACUUGAACUGAAUUCCCUCUGAUCAGGUUCACAUCAACGGCCGCAGUGAAGUUGACGUUCUGGUGAAUGGAGCUUUGAUGGAAUUUGAUGAGCGACUGCUGGUGGAAUUUAAUGGCGUCUCAGUUUUAAAAUACAACAACUCCUAUAAAUAUUCCACCAUAUUUAACUCUGGGAUAUCAAUUACAAUCGAGAAGUUCGAUGAACUUUUACAAAUGAUGCUGUUGGUGCCACAGAUGUAUAAAGGUAUGCUCUAUCUUAAAAAUCCGUCGAAAGUGACACCCUGGAAUUUAUGAUCACAACAGGUGGAAGCUGUUUUUCUUUGUUAUAACAAAUAAUGAUGAAAUUAAAUUCAGCACUAUCUGAAUGAUGCUGGAUUUUCUUGAUAAGAUUGGUAAAACAGUCAAGCAGCUACUUACGGGUAACGCCGGCAUACUGCAGCAAAUUGGGGGAAGAUUGCCGACAAUUACUGUUGAUUACUCAACGCCAAGUAAAAGGCAAUCCUCUGCUUUAAAUUUGAAGUAUGAUGCGACAGAUUUGAAUUCUUUGAAAUUAAUUCAAGUGUUAGUACUUCUAUUUAUUACGUUUUUCUCUCUUUAUUAUGUUUUUUAAGGAAACACAAGUGGCCUUUUGGGAUUCUGGGACGGGGACCAAGUAAAAGAAUAUCUGCUUCCUGACGGAACCUUCCUUGACAUUAAUUCAAACCAAUCACGAAUUCAUUACGAAUUUGGACAAAAAUGUAAGCUGAUGCACUUGAGACCGUGCGCUGAAUAUUUACAGUAAUCCUUGUUCACUUAGACCUACAACCAGAACGUUAAUUAGGUACCUCCUGUAGAACUCAGAGGGUGACAUGACGUUACUCGUUAGGAGGAGGUAUUCAUCUAACACUGUUUGACAUGCUUUUGGCAGCCCUGAUGGUUACUUUCUAACCUGUAAAAAUCCAAGAUUUCUUGAAGGAAAAGUCAUGCCUUCAGUUUGAUGAUAAGUUGCAUUUCCCUGGCCUCAAAUGGUUUUUAAGCACAGGACUUAGGUUAAAACACUUUAAGCUACUCUUGAGAUAUUUGUGAACUUUUUCAAACCUUUGCUGUUUAAAAUAUACUUCUUAAAACGUGACCAAGUUACAUAAAUGUAGUGAAAAUGUGCUCAGCUUAACCUUCAGUUAAGGCCUGACCCUUGAAAAUUGUUAAAAAUUUGUGGAAGACUGUUGGUCAUCCUAACCGUAAUAUCAUCCUCACAGGGGCUGCGACUGAAGAGGACUCAUUAUUCACAUACGAUUAUGGCGAAAAUCAUACCACUUAUGUCGAUGUGGGAUACAUACCGGUAUUUUUCGAUCAGGAAUUGGUGUUUGAUGACGUAAUCUUCGGUCAGCAGGCUCGAAAUGUGUGCGGUAAUAACAAGCAAUGCCUGUUUGAUAUUUACACCACUGGAAAGAUCAGCAUUGGGAUGAAUUCUAAGAAGGCCUUGGAGUCGUUUGCUGUGGUCGUAAAUGAAAUAGAGACCCCAGGUUAGUGGCUCUUUUGUCCAGUGUGGAUAUUAUGAGAAAUGAUUGAUGAAAAGCAAUGCUGAAAAGAGAAGAGAUGCGUAAUCCCCUGCUUAAAAGUUUUAUAACGUUGCUUUUUGCAACAUAGUAUUGCCAAAUCCCUUAUUAUGCUGCUACAUGUUUUAAAAUAUCAACUUCAGAAUUGGUAACUUUGUUGACCUUUACAUUCAAUUUUCAAACCAGUAUAUUACCGAAUGAUUGAGUUUUAGUGAUGAUCUACAAAACACUGGAACUGUUCCGGUAGUAAUAUUGCAGUUAGGGACUUGUUGUGAACCGACUCUUUGUCGUGCACAAAAGAUAUGUUCAGUCAGACGUUUGUACAUGGCUACAGAUUUUAUCUAAAGUUUACCUUGACACUAUAUAAGUGACUAACAGAGAUUAAAUUAUUGCAGGCUGCAUACCAAUUGAGAACGUGCUUAGCAAUGGUUUAAUGCAAAGAAAGGAUUCUAAAGAUGGAGCCAUGUUAUUCAAGUUCCACUGUGACACAGGUUUCAGUCUCACAGGCCCUUCAGUUAUUCGUUGUUACCAAGGACAGUGGAAUGGCUCUAAACCAAGCUGUGAACCUUCAGGUAAGCACCGCCGUAAACCACGCUAA